AUAUGUACACGUUUUGUGUAUUAAGAGGAUCUCCUCAUCAUAUUCGAAUUUAUAUCCAUUCGCAUCCAAAUAGAAGCCAUCCAAUGAAUAAGUAUUGUCUAGUUGGCUGUCCGGCCCGCCGGCCGGCCGGCUGGCCGGGUGAUGGUGAUUGUGCUGGCUGCGCUUGGAGGGUUGCGCUCCGCUCCGCUCCGCUGUUGGUCGUAGUACUGUGCUUUUGUGUCUGCCCUCUCCCAGGGUCUCAUGGCUCCUCCCUCGCGCCCGGUGCGCCACAGUUUAGGUCCAUCUGUCCUCUCUACAAUAGAUAGCAGCAGGAGCACUCGCCUUACAAACCAUCAGUCGCGGCCACUUUCAGUGUCGGUUAUUACGCUACGUGUAGCAUGGUCGUCUAAAUGAGCGACUUCCUCUUUUGUUGCAAACAUAGCACGCAUAUGCAUCCGACCAACGAUAACAACAACAACAGAACGAAAAUAUCACCGGGUGUCAUUUAGGCAAUUGCCACAUUGUGCAUUUGACCCUCACUCGAUGCUGCUGAACACGAGACAUUAUGGUUUUUUGAAGUCUGAACGUUGCAGUUCUGUUUUUUCCGGAACAGAGUUAAAGUAAACGAAAGGUCGAUCGGCGAAAAGCUAUAAGGGCGACAUCAUCCAGUCGGGAACUGCGAAGGGAAAAGUCCGCAGACUCAUCAAAGCGCAACCGGCCGGCCGGCCGGCAGAUCGGUUACCACUCCUGCGACAAAUCCGGUGUUUUUUUUCUAGCAACGCGCACCUCUUGUCAAGUUAACCAGAGGAAAACAGCGGAGUGAAGUCACGCUUAAGAAACAAAGUGCAUUCGCUGAAUGGUGUAUCAGGACUCAGAAAGCUUUAGGAGCCGUGCUGACGGUCUAGUUCCUGGAGAAUAAAUCGCCCAAAGCAGGGCAUUUUCCUGAGAAACUCAGGAGAAAUUAAUAAUUGCUUAAUCGUUUGAUAUAUUUAUCUGAAGUAUAGUGAAACUGUAUUUAUGAUAUCGCUAAACAGAAGCAUUAUCGCGUUGUAGGCGCGUCAUUUGGUGCUCGACAGUGGCUAAGUUCGUGACAGUGACCCCCUUCUCUAUCUAAUUGCACGAAAGAUUGACACCAUCACAACUCUUUCCGCAGAACUACAAGACUACCGGACCGCUUGAUGACAACGAACUAUUAAGCAACCGUAUUUCUUAUAGCGUUACUGUGUAGAGCGUGCAAGUGUCCGUUUGCAUGAAUGUGUGCAACUACUCGUGUGUCUCUAAGCGAUUGCUAUAACACGCAAGCACACACGCCGUAGGAGGUACAGAAUAUCUGGGAGGACCUACACGUGACUGUUUCGGCGGCCAUGGCUCAAUCUGCAGCACUUCAAGCUGUCCGUAAGAUUCGUCAAUUUAGCGAAAUUCCAGGUCCAUGGCCAUCGUUACCAGUUGUCGGCACCAAUUGGCAAUACUGGGGCCAUAAGCAGGACUCCCAAUUGCAUAAGGCUUUUGAAGACAAAUUACAAAAGUACGGGCCCAUUUGUAAAGAGGAGUACCAAUUUAGAAGGCCCGUCGUUCAUCUGUUUGAUGCGGAAGAUUUUCCCGCUUUAUUCAGAGCUCAGGGAAGCUGCCCGAUUCGUCCUCCCGUAGAGUUCGUUUGUAAAUACCGUCGUGAAAAUUCGGAUCGCUAUCCGGGGGUCGGCCUCAGUAAUGCACUCGGCGAGGAAUGGCACCUUCUUCGAUCAACAUUGGCUCCUGUUCUUAAACAAAUUGGAGAUAAAGCGACCGUCAAGGAUACUUACGGCGCGCUUCAAUGGGAAAUUUGUCAAGAUUGGGUACGGCACCUUGAAGAUCAAGCUUCUAAUAGUGGAGGAAUCGUAGCAGAUAUACAAGACUCGUUAUACAUGCUUACACUCGAAUCUAUAUUUGCUAUGUGUUUAGAACGUCGAUUGGGGUGCCUUGCUGGUGACACGAGAGCAGUAGAGCUCGUUGAAGCUACUAAGAAGCUGUUCAGUUCAUAUCAAAAGCUCACCUAUGGAAGUCCGCUCUGGAAAAAAGUGCCCUCUUAUCGGUAUGAAGAGUACACAAACACCGAGGAUACGAUCUACGGGUUGACAUCGGAAUUACUGGCGGAAUGUUCUGCUUCGGCAGAGCAAAGUCUACUCCUAAAAUCAUUAAUGUCCCUGCCGAGUUUUACAUGGAAAGAUAUACAGUUGACGGUCAUGGACUUCAUAGUCGGGGGCAUUUUCUCCAUGACCCAAACCUUAACUUUUUUCAUACAUCAGAUAGCCGUGCAUGAAAAUGUGCAAGCGACAAUCUACGAUGCUUUACAGGACCAAGAAAAUAAGCCAGGGGAGUCACUUGCUAGCCACCCUUAUAUAAAGGCUUGCUUGAAAGAAACGUUUCGACUUUCGCCGUCCGUGCCCGGUCUGAUGAGGAUUCUUCCACAGGAUACCGUACUCUGCGAUUAUCAUAUCCCCGCUGGAACAGCCGUCUUUGCAAAUUCAAUGGUCGCCUGUCGUAGUGAGUUGGCUAUACCUCUUCUGAUUGGGCGCAAUGUAUCUUGCCCUGAUCUCCGACAAGAGCUGGAGCGGCAAGAGCGCGAAGAGCAAGCACAGCAACAGCAACUGCUAACUUAUAAAAGUUUAAACGACUCAUCUUCGGAUAUGGUCGACCUCAUCAGCACGGCAGCCGACAGAGACAUUGAGGACAACGAAUUCAGAGGGGGUUUUGGAGUGCGACUACCUGAGUUAGGCGUCGACAUAGGCUCAAUGGAAUGUCUUCUAGCGGACGAUGAGCUCGCCCCGUCACCCACCCCUCUUGAAGACUGUAACAAGAACUCUUCCGAGUUAAGCAUUCGCAAACUCGGCAAUGAAGAUAGUCUGUUGCGCACGUCGCUUCGACGUCGCCGAGACUCAAAUUCGAUAUCUUCAGUGGCGUCUUUGGCAGUACCAAAAAUCACUGUUAGUGAUCAUUCGAAGAAGCGAUCGUCCAUGUCAUCAUUUACUGCUUCGGUACCAUCUUCCAAAGCACCCAUCAUGUUAUCCUCUAGCUUUAGCUUUACAGAGACGGGUAUUGGAAUGAAAACAGCAGACAAGACAGGCAAUCAUUUGAAAGAUAUUACAGCCGCUAAUGUCAGCAGCGCGGACCCGCAUAGCGGCGAGCAAGUGAAAUUACUUUGGAAGUUAAGUAAACUGGCUAAAAGAUGGUACUGCCAGUUGAAAGAAGAUUUUUCGGAGAUGCGACCCUUCGAGAUCGAAGAUAAGCCAUUAUUCGAAGUCGACGAAUUUUCUAUAAAAAAUACAACGGAUGCACUCAACCGCUUCGAUGAUCUGUUUGCUGCUCUGGUUGACGGUCCUCUGCGUGAUUCAUAUAAUGAGGCGCUUCGUGUCACACAGUGGACGUACCCUUUACAGACACUUCUUACCCUCAUAGUGCUUUUACAUUCCCUUUGGAUGGAUUACCUUGUCGCAUUAGUUUUGGUCUCUCUAUGCGUAUCUUUGAUUCGCAACUACAUGAUCGCUCAGGGCUGGAUAAUUGAGAAGGACCGUAUGGAUGUCGAUACUCGCCGAAGAACCAACGCCGUUCGAGUGACCAAGCUGUUCCAACUAAAUCUCCGUGUAGUGAAAGUGUUCCAACUCUUGACGGAUGGAAUGGAUAAAGGGUUGGCCUUGUGGACCUGGAAAAGGCCUGAAAUAACCGGGAUCUUGUUUGGGACACUAGCUGGUGGUGCCCUCUUAUCAGUUCUUGCCCCGGCAGGCCUCCUCAUUAAAUUCGUUGGGACCGGGCUUCUGGCGAAGUUAUUUUUGUUCGACUAUAUCUUUUUCCGAUUUCCUCGAGUGCGUGCGAAAUAUGACCUACUCUACAAUUGGUUUAAGGAGUUGCCUACCAGUGCCGCAGUUCAUCGUAAACCUGUCUCUCUCGUUUUGGCGAGCUGUGUAUAAGCUGAUCGCCGCCCUCGUUCGUGUUCCAUUCCAAUUCGCGUGCAAUUUUCUGAAAGCUUCGUUGAUUUUUGAAAUCGUCUGCAAUCACCGUACUCGUCUACUACAACCCCUGUAACCACUACUGCGUUAAGCAUGAUAACUUUAAUGCAGGUUUGUACCCCGCAUAUGGCUCGCUGUCUUUGUCCCACUACCGUUGCCAGGCCUCACAGACAGGUCUCCUUUCGAGUUUGUGUUCUGUGCGUCGCUUUCCUUGUUCAAUAUUUGCGCUACUCGUACAGAGAGUUCAUUUUUAGUUGUGCGCCGAUAUUGCUAUCGUCAGUACCACCUCGAUCAGCAGAAGUCUAUCUGCUGAAAACUGGCGCGCUACUACCGAACUACUUGGUGAGUGUAUGGGUAGAUACGCCUGUCAUCUUUGAUGCAUGGCCAUCGCAGAGCCCUGUAAUAGGAAAGGGCCAAGUAUGUGAUGGACUCGCCCGCUCUCAAGGGUGAAAGAGAGAAUCCCCACGUCAGGAUGUAAGAGUCUAAGGUGUGUUGGUCACGCAUCAAUUUAGGCACUUUUGCGCACUUUUUGAAUAAUUUUCGGUACGCUGAAUAGCUCUAACUGUACACGGUAAUCGGUUUGAUGUGUCUUUAGGGAAUAACAAAAGCAAGGGCCUGGAUCCGCAUACUAAGGCUUUUGACAAGAAAAGAUACAUCUAUCUAGAUUUUAGCUUAUUCGAAAUCGUACCUGUGUUCUAUUUACUGACUAUAGGGAUUAUGCAUUAGGUGCGUUUUUUAAUUCGUAAAAUUAUGCUCGACAUAUAUUAUAACUAAUAUGUGAUUUCCACAUAAAAACAAGUGAUUUUUGUCCCAAGUAGAAGAGAAAUAAGGUUGCUGGAAAUCAUGUGCGUAUGCGCGCUAGGAGAGAAGCAUUUGAAUAGCUUCUGCAUUUGUUGUUGCGUAACUAAUCAAGGGUAUGUCAAAUGUCUUAUUUGUGCGAUUUAAAAGAGAAAUAAUCAGUCUAUCAGUAUAAUAUAAAUAUAUUAAAACUGUAUUUUUCACUUUUGAUGAAUGUCUGCGAUUAUUGAAGCAUUUUUCACAAUCAGCAGCUUUUGAUACUUUCUUGAAAACUUUAUCAUUAAGAUUGUCUGUGGCAAAUUGAGCGCAAAUUUCUGCUAUGUUUUACUUUCCCUAUUGAAAAGCCGGACUGUCAGUGAAAAUUAGUCUAAUUUUCACUGACAGUCCGGCUCCAAAAUGUACAUUUUGAAAAACUUUAAAUAUUUACCAUUCGCAUAAGGCUAAAAUUUAAUUUGCUUCUUCUAUUAAUCUGGCGGUAGACUUAUAGUGUAAAAAUAAACCGUGGCGUAGGUUCAAAGCUUACUUCUAUUUCGCAACAAUAAUUACGGUUAAAAUAGCAUCUGUCUCAAUUGUCAACCUGCUUUUUUUCCUUUAUUCGUUUGCUAAUUGCGAAAUGAUAUCUUACUCAAGUAAUUUCCUGCUGCUUUCCUCCCCUACUGUAUAUAUAUCUUGCCAAUUUUUCACAUGAGAAUAUUGCAUGACAAUUAGCUACAUUCAUUAUCCCAAAUUACGUUUUUGCUACCUUCAUCUAUCUUUUUCGAAUUUAGCAUAACUAUUAAAAAGCGAAAAAGCACAACCUUUCUAUAUAGCGCUCUCUAUGCCUUUGUUUGUCAGCAGGCUAUUUCUUUGGGCUGAAUAAAAAUUCUCCUCACAUUAUUCGGUACAAUAUUAGAAAAGUGCUCUUUGAGUUUGCUCAAAUGCACGUGCACUUUGCUAUACCAGCGUGAGGCAAUAAGUGACAAAACGCCAAAAAAGAACGCCAAUAAUAUUUAAAAAAAAAAAGCGUCUGAACAUUUAAAAAAGAUAUAUCAUUUUUUAGGUCGGGCGCCCAAACCGGAAACAAUAUAGUAGCUUCAAUAAAACAGUUUAUUUGUACAAAGGAACAAUUCAUAUUGAUGUUGACGCAAAUGUUGGCCCUACAGCCAGAUCGCCACUGCAGACGAGACACUGUGCCCAAAAAGUGGAGAGACUCGCUCUGAAUAUGAACUUCAACUGGACUGGAAGUUUUCCGAGGCACAACAAAAAAGGUGAUAUAGUACAGCGCAUAAUGGAUGAUGCACCUCCUAGGAUUGUUUCUGACCAUUCUGUAAGAAUGCUUCCAUCAACUAAAUUUGUUGCCUCUGGCCGAACCGAAGAUGGCCCAGUGUAUCUCAUAGGCGUUUUAGCAUAUGACAUCUUCAGUUAAAGUGCCGCAUAUGGACGUAAAGGAAUCAUCAUGUCAUGACGACUUUAUGGUACGGCGCAAACUAUAGGUGCCUAUCGGAUAAGUUUUAUUUUAUUCAGCUGUUAGUGGCUUUGGCUACAUAGCCAGAAUUAAAAAUCUUCUUACGCUUACAUGAAUUUUACUUAGACAGUACUCGUUUCCAAUACAACAGUGCAUAAAAACGGUGGGAUUGUACUACCAUCGAAAGACUGAACUUAUCGAAGGAGAGCUCCAGUGAAUACUCUAUUCCCCGGACGCAUCCAUGGCUUACCUGGACCACACAUGUGAACUCAAGGCACUAGAUUUUUUAAGAGUUUUUUUUAAAAGCAAAGCUUUUAAGUCCAGGCCUCGCCUACUUUGGAGAGAAAAUAUCCAGCAAGAAACUAUACUCACCACUCGAUUUAGGUAAAUAACUAUCGAAAAUUGUGUACCUCUAUUUUGGCUUAUAAGAAAUCCCGAAGCCAUCGUCAAAGUAACCUGAAGUGCAAAAAAUACCAAAAAAUUGAAUCGUUUAUUAUAUACGAUAUCAAAGUAUCGUGCACAUUCAACAAGGUGAUGUUAUCAGAUCUGGAAAUGGGCACACCGUACGUGGAUGAUCCUAUACACUGUUAGACUGACGGAGACUAAAAGGUUCCAAUUGUGUGCAUACCAUACCUUAUUCGUUACCAUACCCACGAUAGGGCAGUAAACUACUGGGCCAAAUACUGCAUGGUCAUGCCCUGACGCUGUCUCUUCGC
Molecule: messenger RNA, 6917 nt
Organism: Varroa destructor (honeybee mite)
Lineage: Eukaryota; Metazoa; Arthropoda; Arachnida; Mesostigmata; Varroidae
Product: GRAM domain-containing protein 4-like
Biological process (GO): negative regulation of toll-like receptor 9 signaling pathway; apoptotic process
Source: RefSeq, a predicted model, not a curated record